AUGGCUUCCGCAACCUCCUUCUUCGAGUUUGAGCCCGUUGACAAGCGUGGCAACACCUUCCCCCUCAGCUCUCUCGAAGGCAAGGUCGUCCUAGUCGUGAACACCGCCUCCAAAUGCGGCUUCACCCCGCAGUUCGAGGGCCUCGAGAAGCUCUACCAAACCCUCAAGGCCAAAUACCCCGAAGACUUCACCAUCCUCGGUUUCCCCUGCAACCAGUUCGGCAGCCAAGACCCCGGCUCCAACGACGAGAUCCAGUCCUUCUGCCAGGUGAACUACGGUGUCACCUUCCCCGUUCUCGGCAAACUGGACGUCAACGGCAACGAUGCCGCGCCCCUGUACACCUGGCUCAAGGAGCAGCAGCCCGGCGUCAUGGGUCUGAAGCGCAUCAAGUGGAACUUUGAGAAGUUCCUUGUUGGCGCUGAUGGAAAGGUUGUUUCUCGGUACUCCUCUUUGACUAAGCCUGAGGGUUUGCAGGAGGCUAUUGAGCAGGAGAUUGAGAAGGCUAAGAAGGCUGGUACUCUGGCUUCGGUCAAGAAGGCUGCUGAGUAG
This is a messenger RNA of Penicillium longicatenatum, 549 nucleotides long. Its product is annotated as glutathione peroxidase. Gene Ontology annotation, molecular function: glutathione peroxidase activity. Gene Ontology annotation, biological process: response to oxidative stress. The transcript has 2 exons. Bases 1 to 549 code for a protein of 182 amino acids. The record is from RefSeq and is a predicted model, not a curated record. NCBI's taxonomy places the organism in Eukaryota, Fungi, Ascomycota, Eurotiomycetes, Eurotiales, Aspergillaceae.